Messenger RNA from Gracilinanus agilis (Agile Gracile Mouse Opossum), 1935 nucleotides. RefSeq names its product ubiquitin conjugation factor E4 A-like. Gene Ontology annotation, cellular component: ubiquitin ligase complex; cytoplasm; nucleus. The record is from RefSeq and is a predicted model, not a curated record. Gene Ontology annotation, molecular function: ubiquitin-ubiquitin ligase activity. Lineage: Eukaryota; Metazoa; Chordata; Mammalia; Didelphimorphia; Didelphidae. Gene Ontology annotation, biological process: protein polyubiquitination.
AUGACAGACCAGGAUAAAAACAACAUCUCCAGUAACCCCUUUGCUGCUCUCUUUGGUUCCCUGGCCGAUGCCAAGCACUUUGCAGAGAUCCAGAAGAAACAGCUGAAGCAGCAAUCUGAUGAACCCUCAGCUAGCCCUGAUGACUGGGAUAACAGUGUGUCAGAGAGCCUGGAUGACUGUGACUACUCUGUCUGUGAGAUUAACCAGUCAUUCCGUUCCAAGCAGGAGCUAUGUGAGCAGCUCAACAUCAAUCACAUGAUCCAAAGAAUUUUCCUCAUCACCCUGGACAACAGUGAUCCAAGUAUGAAAUGUGAGAAUGGGAUCCCCAGCCGUUGCGUAUUUUUGGAGGAAAUGGCAGGAGACCUGGAUGAGCAAGACUGGCUUGAUAGGAACAACAUUGAGCAGGCACUCUUUACACGAUUGCUGCUUCAGGAUCCAAGCAACCACUUGAUUAGCAUGACCUGUUCCACAACAUUAAACCUCUCUGCAGAUCGAGAUGCAGGGGAGAAGCACAUUCUUUGCUACCUUUAUUCCUGUUUCCUAAGAGCAAAAGAGGAGAUUACCAAAGUACCAGAAAACUUGCUGCCCUUUGCUGUGAGAUGUAGGAACCUAACUGAGUCUAAUACCCGAACUGUCCUCCUCACCCCAGAAAUUUAUGUUGGCCAGAAUGUCUAUGAUCAGCUGGUAGACCUGAUGUUGGAAGCAAUUCGAGGGGCCCAUUUUGAAGAUGUAACUGAGUUCCUUGAAGAGGUCAUUCAAGCCCUGACAAUGGAUCAGGAAGUUCGGACAUUUCAAGAAGUCAUGGUUCCAGUAUUUGACAUUUUUUUGAGCAGAAUAAAAGACUUAGAUCUCUGUCAAAUCUUGCUAUACACAUAUCUAGAUAUGCUCCUCUAUUUCACAAGGCAGAAGGAUAUUGCAAAAGUUUUUGUAGAGUACAUUCAGCCUAAGGACCCCAGCAAUGGACAGAUGUACCAGAAGACCUUACUAGGAGUAAUUCUGAGUAUCUCCUGCUUAUUAAAGACUCCAGGGGUAGUGGAGAAUCAUGGCUACUUCUUGAAUCCAUCCUGGUCCAGUCCUCAAGAGAUCAAAGUGCAGGAGGCCAACAUCCAUCAGUUCAUGGCUCAAUUCCACGAGAAGAUUUACCAGACGCUGAAGAACUUGCUCCAGCUCUCUCCAGACACCAACAUUGGACUUGUCCUGGAUUGGAAACUGCCUAUAUGCCUAUAUGCCAAUACAGGCCAUACCAAGAUCUGGGCCAAUCAGAUGCCAGAAAUCUUCUUCCAGAUGUAUGCUUCAGAUGCCUUCUUCCUGAAUCUGGGUGCUGCCCUCCUGAAGCUGUGCCAGCCUUUUUGCAAACCUAAAUCCCCUAGGCUGCUAACCUUUAACCCUACCUACUGUGCCCUCAAAGAGCUGAAUGAUGAAGAGAGAAGGAUAAAGAAUGUGCAUAUGCAAGGUUUAGAGAAAGAGACCUGUUUAAUCCCUAAAGAGAAUGAUCAGGAGAUACAGUUUGCCCAAAACUACAACCUGGUGACAGAGAACCUGGUCCUGACACAGUACACCUUGCAUGUGGGGUUUCACAGGUUAAUACACGAUCAGAUGGUAAAAAUCAACCAGAGCUUGUACCGGCUGCAGGUCGCCUGGCGUGAAGCUCAACAAAGCGCCAGCCCUACUGCAGACAGCCUCCGAGAGCAGUUUGAGCGCCUGAUGACCAUCUAUCUGUCCACCAAGACUGCCAUGACUGAGCCACAGAUGCUGCAAAACUGUCUCAAUUUGCAGGUGUCCAUGGCUGUUCUUCUUGUUCAGCUAGCCAUUGGCAACCAAGGCACAGAGCCAGCAGAGCUAACCUUCCCUUUGCCAGAUCAGUAUAGCUCUUUGGCUUAUGUGCCAGCUGCCACAUCACAAUUGCUGGUUGCACUUGAGCUUGGAGGCCACUGA